AAACAACAACAGCGCGUUUGUGGAUUUAAACGGUUAUUUGUUGUUUACAGCUGCCUGAAGUUUCGGGUUUGAGCAUCUUUAAACCGGAUCAGUUGAAAAGAAAACCGACAGAUUUCGUUACAAAAUGCCUCACCGAAAGAAGAAGUCGUUCAUUGAGAAGAAGAAGGCGGUGACCUUUCACCUCGUCCACAGGAGUCAGAGGGACCCGCUGGCUGCAGAUGAGACGGCCCCACAGCACGUCCUCCUGCCCGCCGCCAAGGCGGAUGCAGAGAAGAGGCGAGCGGAGCAGAGGGAGUUCGGCGUUUUUUUCGACGAUGACUACGACUACCUGCAGCACCUGAGGGAGGCGUCUGUCCCGUCUGAGCUGGUGGCGGCCGGUCCUUCACGGCGACUGAUUAACGUCCGUGAUGAAGAUGAAGAGGACGAGGAAGACAUGGACGGGGCCGUUCCUGUAAGUUGUCCUUUUGACACCCAGAUGACGCUAUGAAGUCCCUUCUCUUUACUGUCUUUGCAUUUUUGCGACAGUGGCAUCAUGCUGCUCCAGUGUGUGAUUUUAGACGGCAUG
This is a messenger RNA of Plectropomus leopardus (leopard coralgrouper), 565 nucleotides long. Lineage: Eukaryota; Metazoa; Chordata; Actinopteri; Perciformes; Serranidae. The record is from RefSeq and is a predicted model, not a curated record.